Messenger RNA from Tribolium madens (black flour beetle), 3011 nucleotides. It is a transcript of the gene Rgl, whose product is annotated as ral guanine nucleotide dissociation stimulator-like 1. Gene Ontology annotation, cellular component: plasma membrane. The transcript has 6 exons. Gene Ontology annotation, biological process: positive regulation of GTPase activity; Ras protein signal transduction. The coding region runs from base 238 to 2511 and encodes 757 amino acids. The record is from RefSeq and is a predicted model, not a curated record. Gene Ontology annotation, molecular function: guanyl-nucleotide exchange factor activity. Lineage: Eukaryota; Metazoa; Arthropoda; Insecta; Coleoptera; Tenebrionidae.
UUAUACUGUCGGGGGACGUAGUGGAUCAAAGCGCGUCGGUGCGGUCGUCCUUUUAUCCAUGCAAGAAGCACUCUUCACAUUGCCGCAGAUUUCUCGCAUUAUCGAUUCGAGGAUUUAAUCCAAUUCCGUUUCUCUCUCCGUGAUUCUCUUGGAUUAUUCAACGGAUCAUCAACCCCCCGGCAUAUAUAGUUAUGUUUCUCUUCGGUUGAUUUCACUAGACGAGCAUUUCAAGAAAACAUGCUACUACCGACCAACUCGACGUCAGUCGGUUUUCAACAAGAACUUUAUCAUAGUGUUACUGAAAAAACCAAGUUUUUUGCCUCGAAAUGCCUUAACAAGAGUAUUAGUCCUAGUGGUGAUAGAAUGAACGAUUCGUUUCGGGGGAGGUUCAGAUUUUGCGUUUGCACUUUGCCGAGGAAAAAUAACAAAAAGACGACCAAGUGGUAUGUAAAGCAGCCCACAUGGCGACUGUGGGGCGAGGAAAAAUCCGAUGGCGCUCUCUACACCGUCUACCUCAAAAAAGUUCGUUACCAUCGACCCACAAGAAGUUUGUCAUCAUCGCAUUCGGAUUCAGAUGACGAAAUCUCCCAUUUGGAAUGGGAGACGGUCCGUGUGCGCUUUGUCAAAGCUGGCACAUUGAAAAAGCUCGUCGAAGCUCUCUCGACGGACGACGGCGAGCUUGAGACCACAUACAUCAACGUCUUUUUGGCCACCUAUCGGAGCUUUUCGACGCCGCGAGAAGUCCUCAGACUCUUGCUUCAGCGUUACGAAGAGCUUUUAGAUGCGCCACCCAACGGGAAAAUAGAUCAGCAUGAGCAACACCGGAAGACUCUCGUUUCGGCUUUGCACGUCUGGUUGGAUAGUUACCCGGAGGAUUUUAAGGAUCCUCCGAAUUACACCGCACUUAAUCAUUUGCUUCAUUUCUGUGAAGAGUUUCUUCCUGCGACUGAAUUACACGCUAAGGUGCAGCACAGGUUGGAGCGGUACAGCAGGGAGGCUCAAGCCGAUCCUUUGCUGGUGCCGCCUCCAGCGUUUGCUUUGAGGGCGGCGGCGGCCGGAUGGAAGGUCUAUAAACUUCCGGAAGUUCCGGUGCGACAUUUUGCCGAACAGCUCACGAGGAUGGAUGUGAAUCUCUUCAAAAAACUCGUUCCUCACCAGUGCCUGGGCGCAGUGUGGUCCCGCCGCGACAAGAGCCGCUCCCACGAGGCGGCCACCGUGUUGGCGACCGUCAACCAAUUCAACGCCGUCUCCUUUCGCGUCAUAUCGUCAAUUCUAGUCGAACCCGGUCUUAGGGCCACGGACAGGGCACAAAUAGUCUCAUGCUGGAUAGACAUAGCACAAGAACUUCGCCUAAUAAAAAAUUUUUCAAGUCUGAAAGCCAUCAUUUCGGGAUUGCAGAGCAACCCAAUCUAUCGAUUACACCGCACUUGGCAAGCCAUACCCAAGGAGAAAAUCGAGCUUUUCGACGAGCUCGCCAAGAUUUUCAGCGAGGAUAACAACCAGUGGACCCAGAGGGAGUUACUGAUGCGAGAAGGCACGGCAAAGUAUGCCGACACAGUCGGCGAGAAUGAUAAACAACUCCAGAAGAUUUUCCAGAAGCAGAAUCACCACACUGCGAACAUCUCGUUUGGGACGAUUCCGUAUUUAGGGACGUUUUUGACCGACUUGACGAUGAUUGAUACUGCAAUUCCCGAUGUGAUCGGUGAUGGUUUGAUCAACUUUGAUAAAAGACGCAAAGAGUUUGAGGUUUUGGCUCAGAUUAAAUUGCUACAAGGGGCUGCGAAUGCUUAUCAUUUCGAUGCAGAUCCCGCUUUUGACCGAUGGUUCGAUUCAAUUUUGGUAUUGGAUGACAGAGAGGCCUAUCAGCUCAGUUGCCAGAUUGAGCCGGGGAAUAACGCCGGGAAAUCUAAGAAAAAAACCUCGGGUGGUCAUCAGAAAAACGACUCGAUUGCCAGCACGUCGAGUAGUAACAGUUCGCAGUUUUAUUGUGAUAUCGACAGUAUGCCUAGUUCGCCUCAUAACAGCAUCGAUCGCAAAUUGAGUCCGUCGCAAAUGUCGAAUUCGAGCAGUAAUUCGUCGCUUCCCUCAUUAGAUGUUUCAUUGAAUAGUUCGCAUUCGGGGGGUGCUAGUAAUAAGUUGCAAGUUCCUUAUGCCAAUACGGGGGGGACCUUGAGUCCGAGUCAUUCGCAAAAGAGCAGCCCCGAUUUUUAUAUCAUUAAAGUUACUUAUGAAACGGAUAGUGUAGAGACUGACGGAAUCGUCCUGUAUAAGAGUAUUAUGUUGAGUAAUAACGAGAGGACGCCGCAGGUUAUCAGGAAUGCCAUGUACAAAUUGGGAUUGGAGGGGAAUCCCGAUAAAUAUACCUUGGCUCAAGUUUUGCCCGACAAAGAGAUGGUUCUCCCGUCGAACGCCAAUGUCUACUACGCCGUGAAUCCCUCCUACAACUUGAAUUUCAUUCUGCGUCCGAAGAAAUCAGAAGAGUCUGAUACUAGUAUGAAGAAAGGGAAGUGAAGUUACUACAUAAUAGGUGCAAUUUAAUUUAAUUGAAAUGAGCUGUUUUGACAAAUAACGGAACAAAUAACAACUGUGAUAAAAAGCACAAAUACUCUCUUUUUACAUCACAUUUUACGUUUUUAUUUUUAUUUAUUUAUUGCGAUGAGGAAAAGGAUUUGAAAUGUGCUGAAGUAACCAUAUGGCAUGGAUUGUUUUAUUUAUUUCACUUUUUUUAAUUUAAAGCUUUACUUUUUGUGUAUUUAAUGUAAAUUAAUAAAGGGCUAAGUAUUGUAAAUGUGAACAAAUGUAAUUUAUUGUACUUAUUAAUGUAGAAUGUGUUAAGUAGGACCAACUUUUUCACCUUUAGCCUGACUAAUAAAUAAGCAUUACUAGUGACGUGGCAAAUUUGUUAACUACUCUCUACUGGUACUUAAUUUAGACAAUACCAAUUUCAACAUUUUCAGUAGGAACUUUGUAAUGUACCUAUUUUUGUAAUAAAUAAAAAUAUACGAAAUCUA